AUGAAGAUUACCUCUGCGCUCACCGUCAUCCCAUUCUUCGGUCUGGGCUUGGCCUCAUCAAGAGGAGGAAGUGUCCCAGUCCCUCUUGAGCCCUACUUCAACAAUAAAGCAUUCGGUUCACACCCAGGAGAGGCUUCUCUGGAUGCGUUGGGACAGUCCUAUCCAGCCGAACCAAUAGGCUCUGAUGGCAUUUUCACAUCUACGACCAGCGGAGUGAACUACCUCUUUCCCGGAUACAACCCGGUCGCCAAUGCCUCUGACAACGUGAUCUGCACUGGACAAACAAUCUCGGUCCCGCCUUCAGAGAAUUACUUUUCAGCAUCCGUGCUCCUCGUGUCCGAUGUGCGGUCCACAACGGUAUCGGGAAAUCUUACAUUUCUCUAUGCAGACAACACGACGUCCACGGCAGAGGUGCGUGCCCACGCUUUUUGGUGGUUUCUUGCGAUUCGCCGAGGAGAAAUCAGCUACCCGUAUUUCUUCACCCACAACGACACCAACCACAAUGCCUCUCACAUUUACGAGCGCUAUGCCCCCAUUGAGUCUGGCAAACAACUGACGGGUAUCCAACUUCCUCAUACAACCAACUCCACGACGGGCCGGUUGCACGUCUUUGCCUUGUCCUUGUGGGAAGCGGGCGAUUCUGGGGUGCAGGUACAAACUGUCCGGCCCACCCAAAACCUGGACGCUACCAGGAGGCAGAUUGUAGAGGUUGUUAUGAACCAUGCCGGUGAUCGCUGUGUGUCAAACCUUGAGGUAACCCUUGAGGCGAAGGGGGUUAAAACCGCUGAACCAAUGAUUGUCAAGAGAUUUUGCCCUGGGGAUCAGAAAAGAGUCAACGUUGCUGUAGAAGGCACAUAUUCUGGCUCAACAGACGUUCUUGUCAGCUGCCCAGAUUGCAAGCCCAUUAGACACACGACACCUUCUUUGGAUAUCGGAAUCCGUGACUGGACCCCAGACUCCAAGAGUCUCACUACUCAUGAAGUGCCGCAGUGGUAUGACGGAGCCAAGUUUGGCAUCUUCAUCCACUGGGGUCCCUACUCCGUUCCGAGUUGGGGAAACUCUACGCCAUUCGAAAGUUACUCUGAGUGGUUCUGGUGGUACUCUACGCGCGUCAAUGAGCAUGCCGCGGCGGACAGAUCUGGUUUCAAUGCCUACCGCCUGAAGACAUUUGGGCCCGACCUCAAUUAUGAUGACUUUUUUGAUAACUUCACCGCGUCCGAAUAUAAGCCAAAGGAAUGGGUUGAUCUUAUUGCCGACGCGGGUGCGCAAUAUUUCGUGCUCACCACGAAGCACCACGAUGGAUUCAGCUUGUUCGACGCCGCUCCAACAACCAACCGCACUUCUCUCAAUUUCGGACCGAAACGGGAUCUUCUUGGGGAGUUAUUCGACGCUGCAAAGACGCAUCAGCCUCACCUUCGACGGGGAACCUACUUCUCCCUUCCGGAAUGGUUCAACCCCGACUGGGGUAAAUAUGGGUUCACACAAUUUGACCGUGUCACCUCAACCUCUCACCCUGGAAUCAUCGCACGAAACCCAUAUACGGGCCUUGAGGAGCCGUACACUGGCCGCAUCCCAGUAGAUGAUUUCAUCGAAGACUUGAUGGUUCCGCAGAUGGAGGCUCUCGCGUACAAGUACGAGACUGACAUUAUGUGGUGCGACGCCGGAGCAUCAAACGGCACUGACCAAUUCGCCGCCCGCUGGUUCAACUGGGCACGGGAACGGGGCCGCCAAGUCACAAUCAAUGACCGCUGCGGUAGUCCAUGGGCUUCCGACUUUGAUACGCCAGAGUACGCGACAUUCAGCGUGGCCCAGAGGAGGAAAUGGGAGAGUAACCAGGGAAUGGACCCUUAUAGCUAUGGCUUCAAUCGAGCGACGGCGGAUGACGAGUACAUGAACGCCACUACCUUGGUGCACAACUUGGUGGACAUGGUGAGCAAGAAUGGCAACUUUCUGCUCAACAUUGGUCCACGGGCCGAUGGCUCGAUUCACGAAAGCAUGGCGGGCAACCUCCGGGAAGCCGGCACAUGGAUCCAUGCCCAUAGCGAGGCCAUAUUCAACACGACAUAUUGGUACAUUGCACCAGAAGAGGGCAAUCUACGCUUCACUCAGUCAAAUGAUGCCUUCUAUAUCAUGAGUCUUGAAAGGCCGCCGGUGGGCCGCCUGGAAGUCUCUGCCAAGGUUCCUAUUGCCGAGGGGGAUUCAGUUCUUGGUGUCACCCUGGAUGGAGAAUUUGAGAUUGAAUCGGGCAUUACGGAUGAUGGGAAGCUGUGGCUUGACGUGACUGACGAGGUGCUUGGUGCUGACAGAUAUUGUUGGGUUUUCAAAAUUGUCUAUCGAGGAUAA
Messenger RNA from Clonostachys rhizophaga, 2343 nucleotides. NCBI's taxonomy places the organism in Eukaryota, Fungi, Ascomycota, Sordariomycetes, Hypocreales, Bionectriaceae. The record is from the annotation of a GenBank genome assembly.